This is a messenger RNA of Tribolium castaneum (red flour beetle), 1197 nucleotides long. RefSeq names its product ADP ribosylation factor 4. Gene Ontology annotation, molecular function: GTP binding; GTPase activity. NCBI's taxonomy places the organism in Eukaryota, Metazoa, Arthropoda, Insecta, Coleoptera, Tenebrionidae. Gene Ontology annotation, cellular component: plasma membrane; cytoplasm. The record is from RefSeq and is a predicted model, not a curated record. Bases 413 to 949 code for a protein of 178 amino acids. Gene Ontology annotation, biological process: intracellular protein transport; vesicle-mediated transport. The transcript has a single exon.
UAGUAGUCUUUUCAUCGACAUGUCAAUUAAUUUGAUGGAACAAAUUAGCCAAAUGCAUUGAUUAAUUUUAAGUGAUAGAAAGUGCGGAAGUGAAUUAAUUAAAAGAAAACUAAGAAAGCACCAAGUCAUGCUAAACGAGGAAUUAAAGUGUGAAUUACCGGAAUUUGGAAACCUAACUAUAACUAAUAAUUUAAACCCAAAAUAAAAUUCCAUUAGCAAAUGAUUUUAGCUAGCAUAAGAACAAACCUUCCCUUGGAAGAAUCGUGUGGAUUUUCUGCAAAAUUAAAAUUUUAGGUCCAAUUAAGCGCCUUUGCUUAAAUCAUUUUACGGUAUUUACCAGUGAUAGUGGGACAGUUUUAAACAAGAAACAACAAAUAACUCUCGCGCCAGUCGGUAAAUUGUCAGUGUCAAAAUGGGUUUGACGCUUUCGGGUCUAUUUCGAAAAUUUUUCGGCAAAAAACAGCUCCGCAUUUUGAUGGUCGGUCUAGACGGUGCCGGUAAAACCACAAUUUUGUACAAACUCAAAUUCGGCGAGAUCGUGACAACGAUCCCAACGAUCGGAUUCAACGUGGAGAUGGUCGAGUACAAGAACAUAACUUUCACGGUUUGGGACGUGGGAGGCCAGGACAAAAUUCGCCGCCUGUGGCGGCAUUAUUUCCAAAACACCCAAGGGAUCAUCUUCGUUGUCGACUCAAGCGAUCGCGAUCGAAUCGAUGAAGCGCGCAAAGAGCUCCAGAGCCUUAUGCAGGAGUACGAGUUGCAAAAUGCCGCUUUAUUGGUGCUGGCAAACAAGCAGGAUUUACCUGUGUCGAUGACGUCUGCGGAAAUCGGCGAGAAGAUGCAACUGAACGCGUUGCGCGCUCGCAAAUGGCACAUUCAGGGAACUUGUGCCCUGAGAGGGAACGGGUUGUACGAGGGGUUCGAAUGGUUGUCACGGGAGUUAGUUUAGAUUAGUGGUUAUCGACUGCUGCGAGAGUUUUUUUAUAUUUUGAAAGAGAGUGAACUCACCUUAGAAGCCGUGUUAUGUAGUCGGGCCAGUUGUCGGGGAACAUCACCAGGAAAAAUCCCACAGCGAUGAGAAUCAUUCCGGCCAGUUUCAUGCCUUCGAAGUUAGCACCGUACAAGACCACGUCCAGUGCUACACACAGCAAAAGUUUUGAAUUACUUUUGUUCGCAAUAAAAUUUCAUUAUAAUUUU